This is a messenger RNA of Hemicordylus capensis (graceful crag lizard), 1754 nucleotides long. It is a transcript of the gene GC, whose product is annotated as GC vitamin D binding protein. Gene Ontology annotation, biological process: vitamin transport. NCBI's taxonomy places the organism in Eukaryota, Metazoa, Chordata, Lepidosauria, Squamata, Cordylidae. Gene Ontology annotation, molecular function: vitamin transmembrane transporter activity; vitamin D binding. The transcript is spliced from 13 exons. Bases 90 to 1550 code for a protein of 486 amino acids. The record is from RefSeq and is a predicted model, not a curated record. Gene Ontology annotation, cellular component: cytoplasm; blood microparticle.
AGAACAAGCUCCAGCUGUUGCUUGGAGCAGCCUGCAGAAAGGAGAGCCUAAUAGUCAUCCCUAUAUACCAGGGUAAGCAGAGGACAAAAAUGAAGACAGCAGUCGUAACCGUCUUGCUUCUUAUGUUAACAUUUACCCAUGCACUAGAAAGAGGACGGGAUUAUAUGUUCCAAAAAAUCUGUGAAGAUUUCAACACAGUGGGGAAAGAGAACUUCCGUUCCGGAGCCAUUAUCUUGCACAGCAAAAAAUAUUCCAAUGCCACAUUUGAGGAAAUUAUCAGUAUUGUGAAUCAGAUUGUUGGGACUGCAGAAAAAUGCUGCUCCAACGGACCCAACUUCGAAUGCUAUGAAACUGAGUCCUUAGCUCUCUCCACCAAGGCCUGCGACCAAAAUUCUCCUUUUCCCAAGCUCCAAGGAACUGCAGCCUGCUGUGCUCAGCAAGGUCUGGAGCGAAAGCUGUGUCUGGCAGCCUUGAAACACCCACCCAAGGAGUUCCCUACAUAUGUGGAGCCAUCAAAUGAAGAGCUUUGCGAAGCCUUCAAAACAGACCCCCAGGACUUUGCCGACAGGUUUCUGUAUGAGUAUUCCACUGACUUUAGCCAAGCUCCAUUCCCAGUUUUGUUGUCCUCUGCAGAGAGUUUCUUAUCCUCAGCAAAAACGUGCUGUGUUUCACCAGCACCCACGGUCUGCUUCUUGAAAGAGAAGCUGAAAAGGCAGCCCAUCCAAAAAGUCACCUUCCUAACCAACAAAGCUUGCUCCCGCUAUGCUUUAUUUGGGAAAGAAAAGACCAAGCUCAGCUACUUAAUAACAUAUACCCAGAGGAGUCCAAAUGCUUCAUUUGAAGACGUCUUAUCCUUGGCUGAACAGUGGGCUGAAAUACUUGCCAAAUGCUGUGACCCAGUGAACGACACUCAAUGCAUCCAGAGAGAGGUGGCGGCACACAGCUUAGAAAUCUGCAAGAAACUCGCAGCCAAAGAUACGAGGAUUAAAGAAUGCUGUCAAGAUAACUACAGAUUGAACAGGCAUCACUGCAUAUAUUCGGUCCCAUGGGCCAAACCCUUCCAGUUCCCUGAUUUUGAAAGACCAUCUGAUGAGGUGCUCUGUGGUGAAGGUAAAGAGCAAGAAUUCCUACGAGCUUUAUACAAUCAUGCUCAGAGGUACACCCGUGUUCCAGAGGUGCUCCUCACUGUUGUCCAUAAAGAUGCUACUGAUAUGGUGAAUUCCUGCUGCGGUGCUGCAGACUCUAGUGCUUGUUUUGCUGCAAAGAGACCUGAACUGAGUAACAUAAGAACUGAAUUGCUCAGAGAAGGAAAUAAGCUGUGUGAUGCUUACACAGAUCUCACUUUCCUAGAAUUCAAGAAAAGACUAACAGAGAACUUUGACAAGAUCCUGCCUGAUGCCCCCGCAGAUGUCAUUUCCGGAUUGGUUGAGCAAAGGGCCAAUUUUGCCUCCACCUGCUGCUUUUUGAAUGCACCUCCAUCGUAUUGCGGCCUGAAGGCUGAAACCGGAUUUGGCCACACGUGUGCUCAUGGUCAAUGUGUGCAGCACUAAGUGUGGGAAUACUCUCUGUGUGUUUUUCUUUCUAAAAUAUCUAAGAAGCCGAAUGAAGACGUUUGGGAGUCUACACUCAACUUCUGAUGCCCACCGGCAUUCCUCCACCCCCGCCGAGUCAUCAGCUCCAACAUCUUCUGUCAGCCUUGUGUCUAUCAUCCCUGCCUAGUGCAUAUUGAAAUCUUAAUAAAGGCCACAUACUUA